Molecule: messenger RNA, 826 nt
Organism: Daphnia carinata
Lineage: Eukaryota; Metazoa; Arthropoda; Branchiopoda; Diplostraca; Daphniidae
Gene: Trs23
Product: trafficking protein particle complex subunit 4-like
Exons: 3
Coding region: 104-754 (216 amino acids)
Biological process (GO): endoplasmic reticulum to Golgi vesicle-mediated transport
Cellular component (GO): TRAPP complex
Source: RefSeq, a predicted model, not a curated record
GAUUUUACCAAUACAAAUACAACCCGUGUUGGGCAUUUCCACCUUGCUAACGAGUAAUAAUAGUUCAUUUGAGAAAAAUCGUGGUGUGCCAUCUCUGAAAAAGAUGGCAAUUUACAGUAUAUUUAUUCUGUCUAAAAGUGGAGGGUUGAUAUACCAAUAUGAUCACACAUCCAUUAAAAUAGAAGUAGAAAAGACGUUCACUUAUCCCCUAGAUAUUCAAUUGGUUGAGCAAAACAAACGAAUUGUUGUUGCCUUUGGCCAGAAAGACGGAAUUAAUGUCGGACACCACCUUUUAGCAAUAAAUGGGAUUCAGUUGAAUGGUAUGUUACUAGAUGAUGGACGAGAAGUUACUCCUUUCUUGGCUGACCAGUCCAAUUUUCCCCUCAGUCUGAAAUUUGGAAGGCCUAAACUUAGCACGAAUGAAAAAAUAUUUUUAGCCAGUAUGUUCUACCCCUUAUUUGCAAUUGCAAGUCAAUUAAGUCCUGAAUUAAAGUCUUCUGGAAUCGAAGUCCUGGAAGCUGACACAUUCAAGCUACAUUGCUUCCAAACAUUAACAGGUAUAAAGUUUUUGAUUGUUGCAGAACCAAAACAGUUGAAUGUAGAACAUCUCCUUCGGAGGGUCUACGAGCUCUAUGCUGAUUUUGCUUUAAAAAACCCAUUCUAUUCCCUUGAAAUGCCAAUAAGAUGUGAACAGUUCGAAUCAAAUUUACAGCUUUUGCUAGAACAAGAAAAAGGUGGUGUCAAUAACGUUUAAUUUUGUUCUUGAAUGUUAACUUUUUGUGCGAAAUAUAUAUAUCUUCACCGCGAAAUUACGGUACCAAUGUAA